Messenger RNA from Musa acuminata subsp. malaccensis (wild Malaysian banana), 785 nucleotides. RefSeq names its product RING-H2 finger protein ATL70. Lineage: Eukaryota; Viridiplantae; Streptophyta; Magnoliopsida; Zingiberales; Musaceae. The record is from RefSeq and is a predicted model, not a curated record.
UUGUGCACCUGUACACGACUCUUCACAGCUUUAGUUCCUCCAAUGUGUGCUUUUCCUUUGGCAUCAAGAAACCAAUCGUUUAAAGUCCACGCUAAUGCCACAGACAUGUUAGCCUAGCUAUAACCUUUUGUCGUAAGAUUAAGACAGCAGUGGACCGAUCGGAAAGCUCGAUCGCUAAUCUUCCCCUCUUCACCAUACUCGAUGAGGAGCGGCCACGGUGACGGGGAGGAUGGGGAUUAUGCGUGCAUCUCUUGUGUUACCAACUCCACUGGAAGCCACCCGACGGAGCUGCUGAACGGGUUAGGCUACGGCCUCGGCAUUUCCCUCAUGAUGAUGCUGGUGCUCACGGCCGUACUCGCGGCCUACUUCUGCGCCCGAAGAAGUAACGUGGCCACGAAUCCGCAGUCAGGGAAUGAAGCCGCGGCGCCUGCCGAUGUCGAGGCCGGCAUCGACGAGGCGACGCUGAUGCUCUACCCGAAGAUGGCGUACUCGCAAGCUAAGCUGGAAAUGAAGGGCACCGCCGCGACGUGCUGUUCCAUAUGCUUGGCCGACUACCAGGGCACGGACGUGCUGCGGCUGCUGCCGGAGUGCGGGCACCUCUUCCACCUCGACUGCGUCGACCCGUGGCUGAAGUCGCACCCGUCGUGCCCCAUGUGCCGCUCUUUACAGGUGCCCACCCCCAUUGCCACGCCUAUGGCGGAGGUUUGUCAUUAACGCUGCCAAUACAGUCGCAGUGAAUGUAUCUUAGAUAAACAUUAUUUGAUACUAAUAUUAGUAUAAAAUCU